UGACUGCAGCUCGGCCUUCCCAUCUCAUCAGCCACUUUAUACUCACAGCCUAAUCUGUCUGCACACCUUUCUAAAUGACAAGAAGAACCAAGUGGACGUAACUUUGACUUGGCAGUGCAACAGAGACCUAUUAUUCAAGGUUUCGUCAAUUCAAUCCAUCCAUUAAAUUAUUAAGUAAGUACGCAAAGCUAUUCCUUCGACUCGACAUCCCUUUCGCCAAGAAGCAACAAUAUUUUGCUUCUGCUGGAUUGACAAGGAAGGAAAUUGAGGUUCCUGUUCCAUCAAUUGAGAUUGGAUUGGACAGGAGAUUGGGGGGAGACUAACAUUCCUCGUGUGCCCCCUCGCUAGAUUAUGCUGAUACAAGGUUACAACAUGACGACGACACCACCACCAGGAGAAAGUCCCAUCAAAAAAUAUGAUCGAGAUUUGCUUAUAAAAAUCGGCAACCAGCCUUUGUCCGUCUUCUCGGUGCCUGAAUCAUUCCUAGAACUCGCCAAAGAGGCUGGAACAACGAGUCCUACGAGACUACUUGGCCAACCACUUGGCACUCCCAAAGGACUGAUCCCACCCCUCUCUCGCGGCAACUCUCGCAAUGGGUCAAGCGGCUCUGGUCUUUACGGAGGUUCAAUCAGAAAUAGCAGUAAUGGGAACGCAUUCGGCGGAUUUGGUUUAUUUGGUCCACUGGUCAUACCACCACCCCCACCAGCGUCGAGAGAACCUAAAAUGGUCAUAAGUUUAAGACCUCAAGGCCCAGAGAAGCUAUUGCAAUCCGACCCCAACGCAUGGAAACCAGGCCGACUCAAGGCACGCUCCUCCUCCACCACGAAGAAGGAAGACGAGACACCCAAAACAGAGGAAGAGCUUAUCAUUGAGGGCAUAGUUAAAGACACUCGCGGAAUCCUGAACAAACUAACACCGGAGAAUUUUGAUAGACUAAUGGUCAAAUUUAUUGGUAUCCCAUUACAAGACAAGGAAGGAAGGAUUGCCGCUGUGAUUAAUGUUUUAUUCGAAAAAGCCAUUGAUGAACCAGCAUUCUCUGCUGCCUAUGCCAAAAUGGUAACUGCCGUGUGUAGCUCCUCUGUCGAAACCUCUCGCGUCUUCCGGAAACAAAUCAUUGACAAGUGCCAGCACGAGUUUCAACGGAGUGAUACAGAGGAAGAUACUGCUGCUAAUUUACUCAAGAAAAUCCAAGAAUCUGAGAGUUCAGAGGAAAAAGAAAGUUUAAAAUUCGAAUUGGAAGAGUUGAAGAGUUCCAUGCGGAAACGGGCUUUGGGAAAUGUACGCUUCAUCGGAGAAUUGUACAAGUUACAAAUGCUUUCUCCCAAAAUUAUGGUUUCGUGCGUCGCAUUAUUACUCUCCAAUCCGGAUGAUGAGAAAUUAGAGUCCCUCUGCAAACUAUUGACGACUAUUGGGCAAAAAUUGGACGAACAACUGAAAGAGUUAGAAGUUAAGACGAAAAAAGAAGGUAAACCCGGACCAGAAGAAAAAUGGAUGGACAAAGUCUUUGUGUCACUGAGUAAAUUAUCGGAGGAUAAGAAAAUUUCAUCCAGAAUUCGUUUCGCAAUUAUGGAUCUUGUCGAACUUCGAUCAGACAACGGAUGGAGGCCGCGACGUCAAGUCGGUGGUCCUAAAACAAUUGAAGAAGUUCACCGUGACGCUUAUAUGCAAGAGUUGGAGGAGAAGCGGCAAAUCGACAGCCUUCCGCCUCUUGAAGGAGGAGGAGGUCGUGGAGGGCGAGACAGUCACACCAACUCACCAAUGUCACACGUGCCAAAAAAGGCGGAUUGGACUACCGUUCAGAAUAAAGCGGCCAGAUUUACACCCAAAAAACCUGCUGACAGGUCUGGACCGCAGUCAUUCACCCCCAUGUUUGGUACAAGAUAAAUUCAAUCAGUCAAUCCAAUCGCACAUUGCACAAUAACGAGAGAAAACAUUGUUUGGUGAGAGUUAAGGAUGAAUAUUCGUUGUACAACUGCUUUAAGACGACAACAAACCCAACAAACCACCCACAGUCACCAUCAUCAUUCAUCAUCGCCAUUCCCAAUGAGUGUACCAGGAAUUUACGACAAGGCCACCACCCCUUAAUUGUUUUUGUGACGGUGCAUGAUGACACUCCCAAAAAAGACUAAUAAUCCAAAAAAUUGAAUAAUCUGCAAAUAAUCAUAUAUAUGUAAUAUUUGUCUUAAUUCAACUACUGUGGACGUUAAUAACGUUAAUCGCUUCCAUUUUAAUCAUUCUUCCGUCUCGUUAUUAUUUUCUAGUUCUAUUAUUAUUGUUAUUACUUUUGUUUAAUUAUAAGAUACUCCCAAAACGUGUUUAUGAUUCCAUCGAUUCCUCCUUUGUUGCCUUUAAAUAUGACACCAAAUAUCAACUGCAGGAUGGCUUCUUCCUUAUUAAUUGUCAAGUAGCUAUAAUAUAUAUUUGCUCAUUAAUUAAAGACGAGACUUGUAAGGUUAAAUUUUCCCGUAAUUAAGGAAAUUAAGCGAUUGUUUGUCCACACAAUAUUUUGACACGCAGCAGCAGGAUAAUUUGUACUUGACUGAUUUGUAUAAACUACAUUCUCCACGCCAGAAUUGAGAUAUAAAUUAUUAAAAUGUAUUUUCACCCAUUUCGUAAAAAGGAGAUUACUCAAAUGUUUAGUUAAUUAAGACAAUUAUGUAAGUUUAAUAAGGAAUGAUGUGAAGGUGUGUUAUCCUACAAUAUCAAUAAUUUAAGCAAAUCUACUACUAAACUAGACGGAAGAAUGAAAUGUUGUUGACCAGCAUCGCGACAUUAAUUCAGUAAUAUAAUUUAGUUUAAUUGUGCACUUAAAAAAUAAACUUGUAUCCUGAUUUUCAAAAGGCAAACGGAAAUAAAGGAGUAAAUACAAACA
Folsomia candida is the source of this 2872-nucleotide messenger RNA. Its product is annotated as eukaryotic translation initiation factor 4 gamma 3. The transcript has 11 exons. The coding region runs from base 352 to 1884 and encodes 510 amino acids. The record is from RefSeq and is a predicted model, not a curated record. NCBI's taxonomy places the organism in Eukaryota, Metazoa, Arthropoda, Collembola, Entomobryomorpha, Isotomidae. Gene Ontology annotation, molecular function: mRNA binding; protein binding; translation initiation factor activity. Gene Ontology annotation, cellular component: eukaryotic translation initiation factor 4F complex.